AUGUUUCGAGGAAAAGCCUUGCGCGUAGCGCAGGCAUUGCUCAUCGUUGCACCGGCCUUCAUUGUUUUUGGUUACAAUCAGUCAGGCUUGGGCCCUCUGGCUACUCUAGAAAGCUGGGUGAAGGUCUUCCCUGAAAUCGAUACUAUCGACACAGAAGGCGCUCAACGCGCUCACAACUCCACAGGAAAGGGUACCGUCAUUGGAUCCUUCCAACUUGGUGCUCUAGUUGGAGCGUUAUCAUGCACAUACUUCGGUGAAUGGCUUGGUCGCCGGAAGACAAUCUUCUUGGGUGCUAUUCUGACCAUCAUUGGAUCGGUACUGCAGACCGCGGCCUAUGGCUUGCCUCAAUUCGUCGUUGGCCGUGUUAUCCUUGGAUUGGGUGUUGGGCAGUUCAGUGUUGCUGUUCCUGUGUGGCAGUCAGAGUCUACGUCAGCCAAACACCGCGGACAGCAUGUCGUCGUGGACGGUAUCUGUAUCUGUUUGGGUUAUGCACUAUGUAAUUGGAUCGAUUUCGGAUUGAGCAAGGUUGGUGGCUCAUUGCAGUGGCGUAUCCCACUGGCCAUCUCCCUCUUCUUCUCUGUCGUUGUCUUAAUUUCGGUCUUCUUCCUCCCCGAGUCCCCUCGUUGGCUCGUCCGAGUUGGACGCAUUGAAGAUGCCACCAAAAGUCUAGCUGCCUUCAAGGGCGUGUCCGACGACGACGAGUCGGUCCGCGUCGAGAUCGCUGGUAUCGAGACCUCCCUCGAGGCUUCGGUUGCUAACACCUCGCUCAUGGAUAUUUUCAGCAUCAACAAACCCGACGACGAGCGCCUCCUAUACCGUUUUUGUCUUUGUGUUGCUCUGCAAUUCUUCCAGCAGAUGUGUGGUGGAAACCUGAUCUCGACAUACGUCUCAACAAUCUUCGAAGAGAACCUCCACAUGGACAGCGACCUGGCACGCAUUUUGUCUUCGUGCGCCAUGACCUGGAAGUUCCUCUGCAGUUUCAUUGCCUUCUUCGCCAUCGACCGCCUCGGCCGCCGCAAGAUCUUCAUGAUCAGUGGAACCGGUAUGGCUGUCUGCAUGAUGGUUCUCGCCAUCACCAACAGCUUCGGCGAGAAUCACACAGCUUCCAUUAUCUCAGCCGUGUUCAUCUUCCUGUUCAACUCCUUCUACCCCGUCGGAUUCCUGGGUGGUAACUUCCUCUACUGUACCGAAGUCGCUCCCAUGCGUCUUCGUGUCGCCAUGUCCGCCGUCUCGACAGCAAACCACUGGCUGUGGAACUUUGUCGUUGUCAUGAUCACUCCUGUCGCGCUCGACACCAUCGGUUAUAAAUACUAUAUUGUGUACACCGUUAUCUCGGCCUGUAUUCCCAUUUCGGUUUACUUCUUCUACCCAGAGACAAUGAAUCGAAAUCUCGAGGCCCUGAACCACGUAUUCCGCGAUGCGCCGACUACUUGGGAUAUUGUGUCCAUGGCUCGCAACCUGCCCCAGGGCGAGGCUGCCGAGGUGGAUGUCUGGAUGCGGACCGAGGAGAAGGGGGCUGUUGAUCAGAAGGAGAACGCCUAG
Molecule: messenger RNA, 1542 nt
Organism: Penicillium soppii
Lineage: Eukaryota; Fungi; Ascomycota; Eurotiomycetes; Eurotiales; Aspergillaceae
Product: sugar porter family MFS transporter
Exons: 1
Coding region: 1-1542 (513 amino acids)
Biological process (GO): transmembrane transport; carbohydrate transport
Cellular component (GO): membrane
Molecular function (GO): carbohydrate:proton symporter activity
Source: RefSeq, a predicted model, not a curated record